AUGAACGGAAAAUGCCCGCCACUGUCCAGCACGCUCAAACACCUCCUCCCACCACCCGCCGGCGCCGGCACCGCCGCGGCAUCACAAUGCGAAUCCCUCUUAUACCGCUGCGCCACCACCAAAAAAUCCCUCUCCACCACCCAGAAGCUCCACGCCCUUGCCACCACAUCCGGCCUCCUCUCAAACCACUUUCUCUCUCUACUGGCCGCCGCCUACGGCCUCUCCGGCCACUCCCCCUACGCCCACAAGCUGUUCGAUGAUUUGCUCGACCCCACGCUUGUCGCCUACAAAUCCAUGAUCCGAAUGCACGUUGAAAAUGGGAAACCCCGGGACGCGCUCCAGCUGUUUGUCGAAAUGCACCAGUCGGGCAGGCACAUUCCUGACGAGUACACCUACCCGUUUGUCAUCCGGGCCUGCAGGCAGCUCCUGAUGCUCAAUCUAGGUGAGAUGGUUCAUGGGUCGACUGUUAGAAAUGGGGUUUUGUCGGGCGGUUUUGUGGGUAAUUCUUUGCUCGCAAUGUAUAUGAACUUUGGGUGUACAGAUGGGGCUAAACGGGUAUUUAGUGAAAUGCAGGGUAAAACUGUAGUUUCUUGGAAUACAAUGAUAAGCGGGUACUUUCGUAAUGGCCGUGCUAAGGAGGCUCUGUUUGUUUUCAGAACUAUGGUGGAUAACAAGGUCGAGUUCGAUUCUGCUACAAUUCUGUCGGUUUUACCCGCUUGUGGGUACCUGAAGGAUUUAGAUAUGGGAAAUGAGGUUUACGAGUUGAUAAGAGAUAAAACCAUUAUGAAAAGAUUGGCUGUUCAAAAUGCUUUGAUUGAUAUGUAUGUGAAGAGUGGAAAAAUCGACGAUGCACGUGUCGUGUUCGACGAAAUGUCCGAGAGGGAUGUUGUGACCUGGACUACUUUACUCAACGGCUAUGCUCUGACUGGGGACACAAAACGUGCUGUCGAGCUCUGCCAGUCGAUGCAAUUCAACGGCAUCAAACCUAACGAGGUGACUUUAGCUUCGCUUCUCGCUAGGUGUGCCGACUCACGCAAGACGAAGCUCGGGAAGUGCUUGCACGGGUGGGCCGUUCGCCAGCACAUCGACCGUGACGUGAAUGUCGAGACUUCACUGAUCGAUUUCUAUGCAAACUCCGAUUCUUUCGAGCUCGGCUUUAGGGUUUUCUCGAGGAUUUCUUCCAAGAAGAACACCGUCCCGUGGAAUGCGAUGCUUUCCGGUUGUGUCCGCAAUAAACGGGCCCGAUUCGCAAUCGGGCUUUUCAAGAAAAUGCUUUAUCACGGCGUGGGGCCCGACGACGCGACUUGGAAGAGCCUACUUCCCGCGUACGCCUUCGAAGCCGAUAUUCAUCAAGCGACGAACGUGCACGGCCAUCUCGUAAAAUCGGGCUUUGCUAAAAAGCCCGAAAUCGCCACCAAUUUGAUCGAUAUCUACGCAAAAUGCGGAUACUUACACUACGCUCAUAUCUUGUUUGACGAACUUUCUACGAGAAAUCGAGAUGUUGUCUCGUGGAGCGUUAUAAUAGCCGGUUAUGGGAAGAUUGGGGACGGGAAAACCGCGCUCUCUCUCUUUAACCAAAUGGUCUCGUCUAACGUUACACCUAAUGAGGUCACGUUUACUUCGGUUUUGCAUGCUUGCGCACACUCGGGAUUAGUGGACGAAGGAUUACGUUUGUUCAAUUUCAUGAGGAUUAAUAAUCGAGAGAGUUUACGCGUGGAUCACUAUACUUGCAUGGUGGAUCUACUCGGUCGAGCGAAUAGGCUUGAGGAAGCUUAUGAAAUGAUUAUUAAUAAUAAUAUGCCUUUUGAGGCGAGCUCGAGCCACGCGGUUUGGGGGGCUUUGCUUGGCGCGUGUGCUAUACAUGAUAGUGUCGAGUUGGGCGAAAUUGCGGCAAAAUGGUUGUUCGAGUUGGAGCCCGAGAAUACGGGGAAUUAUGUGUUGAUGGGGAAUAUUUAUUCGGCGGUCGGGAGGUUCGACGAUGCCGAGAGAGUGAGGAAGAUGAUGGAUAAUGUGGGAUUAGUGAAAGCUCCGGCUAAUAGUAUGAUUGAGGUGGGAAAUGUGUGA
Striga asiatica is the source of this 2064-nucleotide messenger RNA. NCBI's taxonomy places the organism in Eukaryota, Viridiplantae, Streptophyta, Magnoliopsida, Lamiales, Orobanchaceae. The record is from the annotation of a GenBank genome assembly.